This is a messenger RNA of Cercopithifilaria johnstoni, 1299 nucleotides long. The record is from the annotation of a GenBank genome assembly. Lineage: Eukaryota; Metazoa; Nematoda; Chromadorea; Rhabditida; Onchocercidae.
AUGCAACUUAUCACUCUUCUCCUCAACUCAUUUUUCAUUUAUUUUGGACGGUGCGACACGAAAUCAGUAGAAAAUAGUUUGAAUAAUAGUGGGAACGAUGACAUCAGUUCCUCUGUGAUUUGGCGUAGCAUUGUCGGUGAUAUUUGCCAAUUAUCAUCCCUUCCACGACCAACAACUGAUCCAAGCAAAUACAUCAAAUGCGUAUUUCAAUCCGAAAAUACUGGAAAUCGUAGUGAUCUUGGUGUUUGGGUAUCAAACGACUGCCCGAUUGGAUAUCAGUUUGUAGCAUCAGCUCGAGAAUGUAAAAUUGAUGGAUUCAUCAAAGCUCGACAACAAUUAUGCGAUGGACCUAACGCUGAAAAAUACAAAUUCUGCCCUCAGUUAAGAAAUGGUCCAAAAUUCAUGGUAAAAAGAGUUGAACAACAAAAGGAGCAGUGCUCGUGUUCUGUGGACGAUGAGAAUUGUGAAUGCCCAAAAGCCCGCCAAGCUCGUCAGGUGGUCUGUCAGGGUCAACAAGUAUGCACAAUCUCUAGUGAUAAUUGCGGUGACUGUUCGAAUGCAGGUGGUAUAUGUAUCUGCAGUCCGUCUGGUUCAACUUAUUUGCCCGGUGCCACUGAAUUUCCAAAUAAGCGAAUCCCGGAAGGUUGCCAUCUGCUGAGUAAUGGACAGCUUCAUUGCGCUCAAAUUCUGGAAGAGAUAGAAAAGCAACAACAUCCGACCAUUAUUGUACCACAAGCAUGCCCCAUAGUGGUUGGACAAAAUUUUGAGGAUGCUAGAUAUCAGAAAAUUUGUUCAUGGAUGAUCGAGACACUUGUUGCUGAUCCAGAAAAUCCAUCACAUUUUCUACAGUGCCAGCCAGCACCGAAUAGUUUGUAUUGUGGAAGAUGGCAACGCAUGUCUUGUGAACCAGGCCUCAUUUUUAAUGCUUUGCUACAGGUCUGCGUAUGGAAUCCUAGCACGCAAUCAGAGGAAAUUCCAUUACUAAAGUAUAGACCAAGUAUUAUUGCAACUUACUCAUCAAUAAGUCAGCUACCACAUGCUUCAACUGGGUACCCAAUAUUUCCUACACCGGUCGUUUCUCGGUAUGAUACAAAUACGCGGUGUACUUGUUAUGCUGGUCUGCAGAUUGGUUUUUGUGGUCCUAAUGGUCAGUGCCCAGGCCAAUCUAUUUGCAAAAGCAAUCAAAUAACAGAACAAAGAUCCGUAUGCAAGCACUGCAUUCUGAAUGUGGGUAUCGAAGCACAACACUCCAAAUGCGCUCGUGAAGUCAUUAUGAAUUUUCGAUUAAAAAGUUUAUAA